UGCUGCGGCACGUGCGCACGGAAAAGAGACGAGGUCAGGACCACUUACCCAAGGGGGAAAAAGGAAAGCGGUACCAGAUGUCAUUUUUUUUAUUCGCACAGGGAAAAUCUGAGGCUGCGGCGCGGAUGCGAAGCAUUGCGGCGAGAAAGAGAUAAACGAGAGAAGGGUCGAGUGGCCCGGCUGCUCUCUUUUACCUGCUGCUGCUGCUGCUGCUGCUGCCAAUACGUGGGAGUGGGGUUUGGGUUACUGUGGAUGCAAGGGAUAAAAUCAAAAGAACCGGUUCCGUAGGGGGCGGAAAAGGAGCCACGCCGAAGAGUGAGAGUUAAGAGUUUCUAGAGAGAGACGAUGGUGGGCUCGGGCGCAGGAGGGGAUAGUAGGAGCAAAGAGGCGGUGGGGAUGAUGGCUCUCCACGAGGCCCUCAGGAACGUCUGCCUCAACUCGGACUGGACUUACUCCGUCUUCUGGACCAUCCGUCCUCGACCGCGAUGCAGAGGAGGGAACGGCUGCAAGGUGGGCGACGACAAUGGCAGCUUGAUGCUGAUGUGGGAGGAUGGCUUCUGCCGGUCGAGGGUGGCGGAGUGCUUGGAGGAGAUGGACGGUGAGGAUCCGGUCAGGAAGGCCUUCAGCAAGAUGUCCAUUCAGCUGUACAAUUAUGGAGAAGGAUUGAUGGGUAAGGUGGCCUCUGAUAAGUGUCACAAAUGGGUAUUCAAAGAACCUUCUGAAUGCGAACCCAACAUCUCCAACUACUGGCAGAGCUCUUUUGAUGCUCUUCCUCCUGAAUGGACCGAUCAAUUUGCAUCUGGAAUUCAGACUAUAGCUGUGAUUCAAGCUGGCCAUGGGCUCCUACAGCUGGGUUCUUGUAAGAUUAUACCCGAGGACUUGCAUUUUGUGCUGAGAAUGAGACACAUGUUUGAAUCACUGGGUUACCAGUCCGGCUUCUUCCUCUCUCAGCUAUUCUCCUCAACCAGGAGCAGCUCACCUUCAUCAUCUGCGCCGCUCAAACAAACUCCGACGCGCCCUCCGCCGCCAAUCUUUAAUUGGAGCCAACCGCCGCUCCCUUCCACCUCCCCGGUCGCUCCCCCGGCUUUCCACCCUUCGGCCAGGAUCGGAUUUCCGAACAGCAGAGAUGACACCCAGCUCUUCCUCCUCCCUCAUUCCUCGGAGGCCCCCCCGAUGGAUGACAUGAUCGCCGACCACGAGCCCGACCUGAAAUGGCCCAGUGGGCUGUCUUUCUUCACUGCUCUCACCGGAAGGACCGAUGAUGCGAAGCUUCUCUUCGGCACCGAGGGCCUCGGCGACAAGCCACCGACUGCUGCUUCUCCUAUGAACAUCACGGAUGAGGUGAAGGCGGUCGCUGGAGCUUCAAACUUUCAAAGCCAGGGAAACAGAGGCGAAACCGGUGCGACGCUCGGUCGUAGCAGCACAGAGGACUACUUGAGCUCGGAAAGCCAUUCCAACAAGGCAAGGAAAAUGGAGAACACUAAGUUCAAGAGGAGCCUCACAUUGCCUGCAAGAAUGACUCCAUCUUCCUCGUCGUCUUCUUUGGAUCAUCACCAUGCAACAACACCUCAAGCCAUGGAGUACCGGAGCUCCGAGGCUGGGAUCUACUCGGACAUCAUGGAGACCUUCUUGGAAUAAUCUGAGAGGUGGAAGUGUGAGAGGAGGGUGUAACCUACCUAGGGGAUGAUACCUUUUCCUUCUCUUAAUGGCCCGCCCGCUCUUCAAACCUCAUCCCCUCGCUUUCAAGUGCUUGUUUACUCUCUAAUAUGACCUGCAGAUCGUUUCGUGUAAGAGUUGGUAUACCACCCCUCAGAAAAAAAUGCUAGCUAGAGUACUCUAGUGUUUGGACUGCACAUGUAACGCUGCUGGUAUGGCAACAAGAAAUUAAGUAAUGAAGUAGCGCGUCCGUAGGGACGUAUGGAGUCGCAUUAUUUGGAAU
This is a messenger RNA of Phoenix dactylifera (date palm), 1939 nucleotides long. The record is from RefSeq and is a predicted model, not a curated record. NCBI's taxonomy places the organism in Eukaryota, Viridiplantae, Streptophyta, Magnoliopsida, Arecales, Arecaceae.